AUUGUGAGGUAGCUAGGAGCUCACACCAGUUGAUUAAUGGAAGAGAUCUUUGACAAAUACGAAUCAUGGACACAACGUCUGGAAAGUUAAGCUCACAAACAUUUUCCAAUUUACAGCAUAACAACAGUCCUCCAGAUUUUCAGAAUAACGGAAAACAUUCUGCGAAUUCUGACAAUUCUAAACAUUCGUGUAAGUUACCUUCGCUUUGCAGAGGCACGAAUCGCCAUCACUUGAAGUCUGUGAAACGGCGGCUUGUGUACAAAAAUGGUGAGGUGAACGUCACACAAAUACACAUACGUAAACGUCGCCGCCGAUUUCUAAUAGAUAUUUUUACAACUUUGGUUGAUAUAAAAUGGAGAUACAAUUUAUUACUUUUCCUUUUGGCUUUUAUUUUAAGCUGGCUCAUAUUUGCAGCCAUUUGGUGGCUGAUCUGUUUUGCACAUGGAGACUUAGCCCACCAACUCAAAAACUCAAACCAUAUACCAUGUGUGAAAGAAAUACACUCUUUUACAUCAGCUUUGCUGUUUUCGAUUGAGACACAGCAUACUAUAGGAUAUGGUUCCAGACACACAACAGAAGAAUGCCCAGAGGCCAUAAUUAUAAUGAUGAUUCAGUCGUGCUUUGGGGCUAUAUGCCAAGCUUUGAUGACAGGACUCGUAUUCGCAAAGCUUUCUCGUCCGAAAAGAAGAGCAGAAACACUCAUGUUCAGUAAACACGCCUGCAUCUGUAGACAAGAUGGAGAGUUGUGUCUACUCAUAAGGAUUGGAGAUAUGCGAAAGUCUUGCCUUGUAGAGGCCCAUGUGAGAGCUGUUCUGAUAAAAAAGAAAAUAACGGAAGAAAAUGAGGUCCUACCUCUCUUUCAGUUUGAUGUAAAUUUGGGGUUUGAUGAUGGAACUGAUCGAAUCUUUUUAAUAAAACCAGUUAUCAUAAGUCAUGUUAUCGAUGAGAAUAGUCCUUUCUGGGAAAUGUCUCAAGAAGAUUUGCAAAGAGAACAGUUUGAGUUGAUAGUCAUUUUAGAGGGUAUUUUGGAAUCCACUGGAAUGACUAUCCAAGCCCGAAGUUCUUAUCUUCCCGGUGAAGUACUUUGGGGACACAGAUUCGAACAUUUGGACACAUUUCAAAUAGAAACUGGGCAAUAUCAAACGGAUUUUUCUCGUUUUGACAACACGACACCCGUGAACAUUCCCCUUAACUGUGCCAAAGAACAAGCGGAAGAGGAGGAUUCUACCCAGGAUUCCUCUGACGACCAACCUGGAUGAUAAGAGAUGCUUAAGAACUUUAAAUUACGGUGUCUUUCUAUGAUAAGGUUUACUGAUUAAUCAUAAAUUGCACAUAGAUACAUGAAAAAAUCCAGCAUUAUUUUAAAAAACUGGCUUUAUACUAGUACAUGUAUUACUUCUCACUAAAAUAUUUGACUGCUUCAAAACUAUACUAUUCGACAACAUAUUUAAGAAGUUCGAAUUUAUGAAAUGUAUUUCAUAUCUUGUUGGUCACCUAAAAAUGUUAAAAGUAAUUUUAAUUCCAUGUAUAAGAAGUUAAGAACCGUGGAGUUUAAUAAAAAAAAUCUCUUCAACAAUGACUAUAUACUAGUAUGUAGUCUUGGGAUUCGACGUCUAGCAACAAUCUGCUCGAAUUCCCCCAAGCACAGAUUGUGCUCCUUUUUGAGUCAACCUGUUCUGUAUUUUGUGAGCAUUAUUCAAAAACGUCAUAUGAAAAUUUCUACUUGUUAGCAAGAUUUUCAGUGAGAAAAUCCGGUUAUUGAGUCAGUGAAGAUUGCAGUUGGCUUUGAAAAGGGUUCAUCUUUGCCCGGGUACCUUGUCCUAUAAUUUUCAAGGUAUGUUUUUUGUUUUGCAAUUCAAUUGUACAUAUGUCAGAAAUGCACAAAAUUAUUUAUUUUUUAAUAUGAAAACAAUGCCAGUUGUUAAAUGACGUCCUUUUUGCAAAGUAUUGCAUAUAGGGUACGUCAUUUGUCUAAUACAUGUACUAGUAAAUCCUCCUACAGUUUUCAAGAUGGUAAAAUUUUUAUUUUGCAAAUCAAAUGAUUUCAGAGAUACGCAUAGAGCUUUGAACUCUAAGAUUUUUUAAAAUAAUGUAUGAGUCUAUGAUAAAUUCCUAGAUUUUGAUGUUAUAUUUUUUCCUUGAAAAAUGUUGCACAUAGGAAACUCAGUUAGUCUGGAUAACUUCUAGUACAGUUUCCAAGAAAAGAAGCUCAUAUUCUGUUUUACAUAUAUCACAAAAUAUGUUUUGUACUUGGAUUUCAACUUUAUUUAAUUUAUAUUAUGAGUUUUGCAAACAUAUUUUGUUCUCCAGAAAAUCUUUUUAAGGAAAGUUAAG
This is a messenger RNA of Saccostrea cuccullata (small rock oyster), 2334 nucleotides long. RefSeq names its product G protein-activated inward rectifier potassium channel 4-like. The transcript has a single exon. The coding region runs from base 66 to 1259 and encodes 397 amino acids. Gene Ontology annotation, biological process: potassium ion import across plasma membrane; regulation of monoatomic ion transmembrane transport. Gene Ontology annotation, cellular component: plasma membrane. NCBI's taxonomy places the organism in Eukaryota, Metazoa, Mollusca, Bivalvia, Ostreida, Ostreidae. Gene Ontology annotation, molecular function: G-protein activated inward rectifier potassium channel activity. The record is from RefSeq and is a predicted model, not a curated record.